Molecule: messenger RNA, 1318 nt
Organism: Ectocarpus sp. CCAP 1310/34
Lineage: Eukaryota; Phaeophyceae; Ectocarpales; Ectocarpaceae
Source: the annotation of a GenBank genome assembly
CCGUACCCAGCGUCGUCGUCCCCCUCGAUGCCGGACCCGACACGCAGCCCGGCGAUGGCGGCGCUGCCGAGCAGAGGCGUCGGACCCCUGUUCAUGACCAGCGGCGACGGACAAUCGGGGCCGGGACCCGCCGCCGUUCCCGUGGAUGCCGAGCUCUCGGAACCGGCGGCAGCAGGGGGCGGAGCCAGAGAGGGCGGGACUGAAGACGCGGUUGGGGACCCGGCCACACGAGCUGCGCUGAAGCAAAAGCUCCUCAGAAAAGUCGCUACCCUCAACAGGGGCUUCGUUGCCGAGGAGUCGGACCGGCUGGACGUGGAAGAGAUAAUCGAGAUGCUGGAGAUGGAAAACCCUAACCCCAAGUCUUGCGAGGGGUUCGAGACGGGGUCGUCUCCUCUCGCCGGACGAUGGCAGCUUCUGUACACGACCUCGCUGGACGUGCUCUCCCUCCAGAUCAACCCGGCGGUGACAGUGGGGAAGAUCUUCCAGCAGAUCGAGUCCGACGGACGGUCCAUUCAGAACAUCAUCGAGCUGCAGCCUCCCUUCGCCGCGGUGAACAAGAUCCUCGGGAGCUCCAUGACCACCCUCACGGCAAGAACUACGUUUUCGUUUUGCGCAAUUUUUUGUGUUGUAGAAAGGUGUACCCCUUCUGGGGUGCGGCUGGCUUGCGACCACGGAAGGCGUCCGCGUCAGUUGGACCAGUACGGACAUGAGAAGGUUAAACUUGAAACAGAGCCGGUUUCCGACUCCCGCAUCAACCUCAAGUUCGUCAGGACUGAGAUCAAGGCGAACUCCCUCUUCGGGAGAGAGCUCGACCUGCCGACUCUUGGCGUCAACAUCCCUUCCGUCGAGAGUCUCGAGAAGCUGAUUCCCAAAGGAGGCGGCAGCAGCGGCGGCGGGAAGGCCUUGAAGGAGAAGGCCGAGGACGCCAAGACGAAGGCCAGGGAGCUGGUAGAGAAGCUCAAGGGCAAGGAGAAAAAGUUCGAGAACGCCGUGGACGGCGAGGAGAAGAAGGAGGACGACGACGAGGGUAACUCGUCGGGUGACGGGGAUGAUGUGGCCGAGGCCGCAGACGCAACGCCGGAGGCGGAGGAGCCGUGCGACAAAGAGGAGGCGUCCCCGUCCCCCGGGGAUGGUGAGAAGGCGUCCCCUGCCCCCGGGGAUGGUGAGGAGUCGUCCCCUCUCGCCUCUUCGCUGCGGACUCCUUACUUCGAGAGCACGUACGUCGACGAGGACCUCAGGGUGGGGCGCACGGGAAGCGGUGACGUGUUUGUAUCCAUCAGAGCUUAACAAAUGUUGGACGCUGUUGGGCCCGUUACAU